AUGAAUGAUAAUGGAAAAAUAAAUGCAAGCUCUGAAGGCUACUUUGUUCUACUGGGUUUUUCUAAUUGGCCUCAUCUGGAAGUAGUUCUCUUUGUGGUUGUCUUCGUGUUCUACUUGAUGACUUUGACAGGCAACCUGUUCAUCAUUAUCUUGUCAUACUUGGAUUCCCAUAUCCACACUCCCAUGUACUUUUUCCUCUCAAACCUCUCUUUUCUGGACCUCUGCUACUCUACCAGCUUCAUCCCUCAGUUGCUGGUCAACCUCUGGGGUCCAGGAAAAACCAUCUCUUAUGCUGGUUGCAUGAUUCAACUUUAUUUUUCCCUUGCACUGGGAACCACUGAAUGUGUGCUGUUGGUAGUCAUGUCCUAUGACCGUUAUGCAGCUGUGUGUAGACCCUUGCAUUACACUGUCCUCAUGCACCCUCGUUUCUGCCACCUGUUGGCUGUGGCUUGUUGAGUAAGUGGCUUCACAAACUCAGCACUUCAUUCCUUUUUUACCUUUUGGGUACCUCUGUGUGGACAUCGCCAAGUGGACCAUUUCCUUUGUGAAGUUCCAGCUCUGCUUCGACUGUCAUGUGUUGAUAUCCAUGCUAAUGAGCUAACCCUCAUGGUCAUGAGCUCCAUUUUUGUUCUUAUACCUCUCAUCCUCAUUCUCAGCUCCUAUGGUGCCAUUGCCUGGGCAGUGCUGAGCAUGCAGUCAACAACUGGACUUCAGAAAGUCUUUGGGACAUGUGGAGCCCAUCUUAUGGUCGUAUCCCUGUUUUUCAUCCCAGCCAUGUGCAUAUAUCUACAGCCACCAUCAGGAAAUUCUCAAGAUCAGGGCAAGUUCAUUGCCCUCUUCUAUACUGUUGUCACACCUAGCCUCAACCCUCUAAUCUACACCCUAAGAAACAAAGAUGUAAGAGGGGCUGUAAAGAGACUAGUGGGGUGA
Messenger RNA from Budorcas taxicolor (takin), 930 nucleotides. Its product is annotated as olfactory receptor 2J3-like. Lineage: Eukaryota; Metazoa; Chordata; Mammalia; Artiodactyla; Bovidae. Gene Ontology annotation, molecular function: G protein-coupled receptor activity; olfactory receptor activity. Gene Ontology annotation, cellular component: membrane. The record is from RefSeq and is a predicted model, not a curated record. Gene Ontology annotation, biological process: G protein-coupled receptor signaling pathway.